Messenger RNA from Rhipicephalus microplus (southern cattle tick), 1402 nucleotides. RefSeq names its product oxytocin receptor. Gene Ontology annotation, biological process: G protein-coupled receptor signaling pathway; cellular response to hormone stimulus. The record is from RefSeq and is a predicted model, not a curated record. Gene Ontology annotation, molecular function: peptide binding; G protein-coupled receptor activity. Gene Ontology annotation, cellular component: plasma membrane. NCBI's taxonomy places the organism in Eukaryota, Metazoa, Arthropoda, Arachnida, Ixodida, Ixodidae.
GCCAAGGACGCAGUUGAAGUGGCUGUCCUCAUGGUCGGCGACUCGAGCAACACCUGAGCGAUGCCCGACAGCAUCACACAGGCCCCCAGCCAUGCCGCCAUAGCGGAUGUCCUCGCCAAUGCUACCACAAGCCUCUCGAUCCACCAGACCAGCCGAAGCAACGGCGUCGGUGCAAACCCGGAGUCAGUCCUCGGACCGCAAUACCACAGUCACGUCCGCAUCACGGUCAUCCUCAUCAUGAUAGCGUUCUCGGUCUCGGGCAACAGCGUGGUCUGCUGGCGCCUGUUGCGCAACCACCGCCGGCGUCGCUACCAGAAGGCCCACGUCCUUUUCCUAAACCUGGCCGUAGCCGACCUUCUAGUCACCACAGUGACGAUGACUUCUCAGACUGUCUGGGAAGUCAUGGGCCGCGUCUGGAUUGCCGGCGACGCCUUCUGUCGUGUCUUCAAGGUCUUGCAGACGUUUGCGUUGGCCUCAUCCACCUACAUGAUUGUGAGCAUCGCGUUGGACAGGCACUUCGCCAUUGUAUACCCUCUCGCCAGGUGUCCCGCUCCGUGGCGCCUUGCGGCGGCCGCCUGGAUCGCAGCGCUGGUCCCAUCACUGCCCAACUUGUAUGUGUUCCAGGUGGUUGAAGCCGACACGGGCGUACGAUAUUGCGCCUCGCUGUUCUACGCGCGCAAGACUGCCUCGACGCUGCCUCGCCAACUGUACAUGACAUUCGUGUUCCUCGCAGUGUUUGUGCUCCCGCUUGUGCUUCUGGUUGGCCUGUACGGUCGCAUUCUAUUGGAGAUCUGGAGCCAGAGCUUGGCGUUUAGAAAUCGUCAUCAGACUGCGUCGUCCUUGCCAAAGGCAAAGGUGAAAACUGUCAGAUUGACGGCGGCAGUUUUCGCGGCGUUUCUGGUGACCAACGUUCCAUACAUGGUCCAAGAGAUGGUGCUGGCCUUCGGAGGUGCCAACGUGUCCUUAGACCGUAACCUUGUGGCUCUCUUCGGAGUCAUCUCGGCCUCAAACAGCGCCAUAAAUCCGUACAUCUUCCUGUGCUUCCAGAAGACCAACGCUAAAAGAAAGCGAUUCGUGAUGGCCUUUCGUAGAGACGUCGUCGCUGAGAGCGAACUCGUGAACGGCCGCUCCAGUUUCGGCGGGACCAAGCACUACCCGAAUUCGGUCAGAAAUCACUCGACCGUGUUCACUCUCUCCACGAAGGAGACAAACGGGAAGAUAUCCCCGGAGCUGCGCACGGAUUUAAGCGCUUUAUGACGUCAAAGGGUCCUGUCCUGGUUUUCGCGCAUACCAUCCUUCUUUCGGGCGCUAAGGAAUUCGCCAACGAAGGACGUGACUGUACCUGUACCACUCAACAGUCUCCUGUGACGACCUGACCACCUGUGAUAAAACCCUUUGACGC